Symbiodinium pilosum is the source of this 270-nucleotide messenger RNA. The record is from the annotation of a GenBank genome assembly. NCBI's taxonomy places the organism in Eukaryota, Dinophyceae, Suessiales, Symbiodiniaceae.
GUUGGCGAUGCCCUGCCGAGUGGCGGCUUCAAGUAUAUCACAGCUGUGGUGGCCCCGAACGGCAAGCUGUACAUGCCGCCUUUCGACGCCCAGCAGGCCUUGGAGUUUGACCCUGCCACGGCGCAGUGGCGCUUUCUUGGGCCGCGCUUCGAGGAGGGAGGUCAGAGAUAUGUCACUGCCGUCCUGGCCAACAAUGGCAACAUCUACGCACUCCCCUGCAAUGCAGAGCGUAUUUUGGAGAUCAACCCGCUCUUAGGGGAUGCACGCGAG